AUGCCGUCGGCAACGAAAGACUCGACAAUUUUAAAAAUUGCCGUUGAAAUGCUCAAUGCGCCUGACAAGGUGCCGCAGCUUAUUGAGUUCGACCAGAGUCAGCCUUUAUCAAGCAUCAUACAACUGCUAUGCAAGCCAUGGGGCUUGCCUGAUCCUGAUAACUACGCCCUUCAAUUCUCAGAGAGUAAUAAUCAAAAUUAUAUCACGGAGAAAAAUCGAAACGAGAUAAAGAACGGUUCGGUGUUACGUCUAGAGCAGUCUCCAGCCAAAACUGUUCAAGAUAUACUGGCCAAAAUCAAUUCAGGUAGUGAAAUUGACCAAACGGCAGCUUUAGCAAAAUUAUCGACUUUAAGUAGUGACCUCACCUUUGCACUGGAAUUUAUUAACAAGAAAGGUUUAUCUCUUAUUAUUCACAACAUUGAGAGUGGAAAGUUCAAAGGUAACUCACUUAAAUUUGCUUUAAUAACGUUUGUAGAGUUAAUGGAUCAUGGAAAUAUAUCUUGGGAUAUACUAGAGAAUCCAUUUAUAAAUAAAGUUGCAAGCUUUGUUAGCAAUCAAACAAAUACACAAGAUCCAAAAAUAAUACAGUCGUGUUUAUCAAUACUUGAAAACAUUGUGCUCAAUAGCUCAGGAAAGAACUUACAUGUGGAGAAAGAAAUUACAAUACCAAACCUUAUAUCGCAUCUUCAAAACCCUUAUCAAGAUAGUAUUAUACAACAAAAUGCAAUAGCUUUAAUUAAUGCAAUAUUUUCUAAAGCAGAUUUAAAUAAAAGAAAAGCUAUUGCAGCAACUUUGUCCUCAAAGCAGGUUAGAAAUGUGAUCUAUGAAAAUCUCAUUGGAGCUUGUGAAUUUUCCAAAAAUUUAUCAAAAGAAGCUUUAGGUACAGAAUUAGCCCAUCAGUUGUAUGUACUGCAAACACUCACUCUAGGGCUAUUGGAACCUAAAAUGAGGCAACGGGCUGACUCUCAAGAGCAGGAAUCACAAGAAAAAAUAAAAGAAUUGAGAAAAAUUGCAUUUGAUAUUGACAACAACUCCUUAGAAGUGACUACAAGGCAUCAAAUAAACAACUCAAUGAAAGAUUACAAAAAACUUGGCUUCAAAUGUGAAAUUGAUCCUAUAAAAGAUUUCAAUGAGGUUCCACCAGGAAUAUUGGCACUCGAUUGUAUGCUUUAUUUUGCUAGAAACUACUCUGAGGAUUACCGAAAGAUUGUUUUAGAAAAUAGCAGAGCUGUAGAACAUGAAUGUCCGUUUGGUAAAACUAGUGUUGAACUUGUGAAGUUGCUAUGUGACAUAUUACAUAUAGGUGAACCACCUAGUGAGCAAGGUCAAACAUAUCAUCCCCUCUUUUUCACUCAUGAUCAUCCAUUUGAAGAACUGUUUUGUAUCUGUAUUGCUCUCCUGAAUAAAACAUGGAAAGAAAUGAGAGCAACUUCAGAGGAUUCUAUGAAAGUUUUGAGUGUAGUCCGAGAACAAAUCAACAGGGCACUUUCUGCAUCUCCCAAAGGUUUUGAUAAAUUUCGCCAAAGAAUAAACCAGUUGACUUAUGCUGAAAUAACACAAAUAUGGCAGCAGGAACGCACAAAUAGAGAAGUAUGGGAGUCACAUGCAAGACCAAUAGUAGAAUUAAAAGAAAAAAUCACACCAGAGAUUAUCGACUUAAUUCAGCAACAAAGGCUAGGUGUACUGGUUGGUGGAACUAGGUUUAAGAAAUAUUCUGCAAGGGGUCAAAGAAUAAAGGAUAAGUUCUGGUUUGUGCGUCUAUCUCCAAAUCAUAAAGUGUUGCAUUAUGGCGACUGUGAUGAGAAAAGUACACCAAGUUUAGAAGAACUUGGUAAUAAAUUAGCUGUAUCAGAUAUUAAGUGUGUAGUGGUAGGCAAAGAUUGUCCACAUAUGAAGGAUCUAAGAGGUAGAAAAGUGACCCCACAUUUAGCAUUUUCAUUAAUCUUAAAGUCUGCAGAGGAAUCUCUAGACUUUGUAGCACCUGAUGAGCAAAUCUUUGAUUAUUGGACUGAUGGAAUAAAUGCAUUGCUAAAAGAAAAAAUGUCGAGUAGGUCUUUUGAAAAUGAUUUAGAGACUCUACUGUCUAUGGAUAUAAAAGUUCGUCUUCUUGAUGCCGAGGGAAUUGAUAUACCCCAAGAUCCUCCACAAAUACUAGAAGAGCCAGAUGACUAUGACUUUUAUUAUGACAAUAACUAG
Parnassius apollo (apollo) is the source of this 2196-nucleotide messenger RNA. The record is from the annotation of a GenBank genome assembly. Lineage: Eukaryota; Metazoa; Arthropoda; Insecta; Lepidoptera; Papilionidae.